AAAUAACUUGCAACAUGUUUCAUGGGGGAUAUCAACAAGAAAAAACAAGUAGCCUGCAAGCAGUGACAAUGUCUGAAGAUAGCUCAAAAAUUAGUGAAGAGUUGGACAUUAAUGGUUUUAUAUUAGCUUGGGCAAAUAAAACAACUGAAGCACUACUGCAACAAAAAUGUGUGGAGUUAACAUCAACAAAUUGCGUUAACAGUGACGUUCAUCCUGAAGAAGGACUGAUUUACAUCAACAGGGAUGAGUUCAAGAGAGCACUUAAGAUGUAUGCUAUCAAAAAUCACUUCCAGUACAAGGCACAUAAGACAAAUAAGAAGUAUUUUGCAGCAAAAUGCUUGCACGAAAAUUGCUGCUGGGAGAUAAGAUCAAAGCAAACUGGAACCUUGGGAAGGUUCAUUGUUGUGAAGUUUAUACAAACACAUUCUUGUAGAUUGGAAGUGAGAUUAACAGAUCAAAGACAUGCAACAUCUAGUUUGGUAGCAGACUGUAUUAAGUCUAAACUAGUGGAUCCAAAAACAUCAUAUAAUGCAAUGGAUGUACAGAGAGAUAUGUUAGAGGAGUAUGGCAUUGAAAUAAGCUACUUAAAAGCGUGGAGAGCAAAAGAAAAGGCAUUGAUUAAGCUAAGAGGAAAACCAGGAAGAGUCCUACAGGUUUCUGCAACAAUUCAUGAGUAUGGUGAAACAAACAAAUCCUGGAUCUUUUCUGGAAAUCAAAGUUAAUGAAGACAAUACUUUAUAUAUGCAUUCAUGGCAAUCAAUGCAUCAAUUCAGGGAUAGUAGUUCUGCAAACCGGUUAUGGUAGUUGAUGGCAC
Molecule: messenger RNA, 814 nt
Organism: Cuscuta europaea
Lineage: Eukaryota; Viridiplantae; Streptophyta; Magnoliopsida; Solanales; Convolvulaceae
Source: the annotation of a GenBank genome assembly